AUGGGGGACUUUCAUAUCAAUAAAGUUCACGAGCUUAUGACGAAUCAAAAGAACAUCAGGAACAUUUCUGUGAUAGCACAUGUCGACCACGGAAAGAGUACAUUGACUGACUGUCUUGUGAUCAAGGCAAAGAUAGUGUCGAAGGAUUCGGGAGGAGGAAGGUACAUGGAUUCGAGAGAAGACGAACAAAAAAGAGGAAUAACAAUCAAAAGCUCAGCAAUAUCGCUGCAUUUCCAGGUUGAGAAGGAUGUGCUCGAGGAGUACACCGUAAAAGGCGAUACCAAUGGAACCGAGUUCUUGAUUAACUUGAUUGACAGCCCGGGGCACGUGGAUUUCAGCAGUGAAGUUACUGCAGCAUUAAGAGUGACUGAUGGAGCGUUAGUUGUGGUUGAUUGCGUAGAUGGGAUCUGUGUUCAAACAGAGACGGUGCUUGGGCAGGCAAUGAACGAGAGAAUUCUGCCUACGCUGGUUCUUAACAAGCUUGACAGGGCAAUAUUAGAGCUUGAGUAUCCACAGGACAAGUUUGGAGAGAUUCUGAGGAGACGUAUUGAAGGAUUCAAUGCAAAGAUGAGCUCGUUGGGAUACAACUUCAAGGUUGAAUCACUGAUGCCUGAGAAGAACGAGAUUUCGUUCUGUUCGGGACUGCAGGGAUGGGGAUUUACACUCAGGUCUUUUGCAAAAUUUUAUAUUGAGAAGUUUAAGAUGAGUGGGUUUGAGGGGGAGAGGAAGCUUACAAAGUUUUUGUGGUUACAUGAUAUUUCUUGCACAUCUGACGAUCCGUUUGAUCCUGAGAUGAGGCAUGUGAUGAAGGCCGAUCCUGCAAGGAGCCCGUUUGUUGUGUAUGUGCUCAAUCCUAUAUACAAGGUGAAGGACAUGUGCAACAGUGGAGACAUUGAGGGAAUUAAGGAGUAUUUGAAAUUUUUCAAGGUUGACUUCAAGGGAGUUGUAUUGAGUGGAAGUGGCAAGUCGCUAUUUAAGGAUGUGAUGAGGACAUGGCUUCCUGCAGCAGACUGCAUUCUUGAGCAGAUAGCAUUGAAAUUGCCAUCACCACUUCAGAGUCAAAAGCUAAAGUACGAUCAUUUGUAUGAAGGACCGGUUGAUGACGAGAUGGCAAUAGCAAUUAGAGAUUGCAAUGCAGCAGAUGAAGCGCCAGUGAUGAUGUAUGUGUCGAAGAUGAUACCUUCGAAUGACAAUCGAUUUGUGGCAUUUGGAAGGGUAUUUUCAGGAAAGAUAUAUCCGGGGAUGAAGAUACGUGUUCAGGAGCCUGGAUAUGUGCCUACGUCUGAAGAUCUGUCAAAUACAUCAUUACUGCAUAACAAGUCUGUACUUAGGACAGUGGUGAUGAUGGGUAGGGGGUAUAAGGACGUGCCGGACUGCCCUGCAGGGAACAUUAUUGGAAUAAUUGGUAUUGAUGACUGCCUGAAGAAGACAGGAACUAUAACGAACAGAACUGAUGCUUAUAACAUCAAGUCUAUGAAGUUUUCAGUGUCACCGGUAGUGAAGGUUGCAGUGUUUGUUAAGAGAGCAGAGGAUCUGGGAAAGCUUAGUGAAGGGCUGAAGAAGCUUGCACAGUCUGAUCCGUUGUGUCUGGUUGAGAGGAACGAGAAGGGACAGAAUACAAUAGCAUGUGCAGGAGCAUUGCAUCUUGAAAUAUGUCUUAAAGACCUUGAGGAGCAGUAUGCAAAGGUGCCGAUUAUUUCGGAUGACCCACUUGUGACAUACUUUGAAGGUAUUAAGGAGGCAGUGACUGAGCCAAAGAUGAAGAAGUCUGCAAACAAGCACAACAGGAUAUACAUGACGGUGGAGCCUAUUGAGCCGAAUGUGGUUGAGUUCUUGAAGACUAUGAAGAUAGACCAGAUCAAGAACAUAGUGACGAACUUCCGAGAGAAGAUGGAAAUGAGAGAUGACUGGAUCAAGAAGAUAUGGUACUAUGCACCGGAAACUGCGCCUGAGAACCUGAUGGUUGAUGGGACAAAGGGAAUUUCGAUUAUCAAUGAAAUCAAGGAGCACAUCAACAGUGCAUUCCGAGAGGCUGUGCAGGAAGGGCCAUUGAUUGGUGAGAAGAUGAGUGGGCUGAAGUUUGAGCUCAAGGAUGCUGUGCUGCAUGCUGAUGCAAUCCAUCGAGGAGCAAACCAGCUGAUCCAACCGGUGAAGGAGCUUUGCAGAGGGCUUUUGCUUGUUGCAUCGCCUGUGCUUUAUGAGCCAAUUCUCAAAGUUGAAAUAACAGUGCCUGAUGAGCAUUCAGGAGCAGCGUCAUCCGUGCUUAUAUCAAAGAGGGGUGAGGUUGAGCCUGAGGGCUUCAUAAGUCUUCCUGGAAAUGUGACAACAAUGAUAGUUGGAUUACUGCCUGUGAAAGAGUCGUUCACCUUCAAUGAGGACCUCAAGUCUGGCACAAGAGGAAAGGCUAGUGCAUCUUUUUAUUUCUCUCAUUACAAAAUUCUUCCUGGGUCUUUGAACGAUCCUAACUCCCUGAUGUUCAAGACAGUCAAGGAGGUCAGGAAGCUCAAGAAGAUGAGUGAAAUUAUGCCAACAGCUGACGAUUUCUUCGAUAAGCUUUAA
Ordospora colligata OC4 is the source of this 2559-nucleotide messenger RNA. RefSeq names its product translation elongation factor. Bases 1 to 2559 code for a protein of 852 amino acids. Gene Ontology annotation, molecular function: GTP binding; translation elongation factor activity; GTPase activity. The record is from RefSeq and is a predicted model, not a curated record. The transcript has a single exon. Lineage: Eukaryota; Fungi; Microsporidia; Ordosporidae. Gene Ontology annotation, cellular component: cytosol; ribonucleoprotein complex. Gene Ontology annotation, biological process: translational elongation.